GCACCCCAGUAGUUAGAUGUUGCAAUUUGGACACCUCACCUCUCCAAGAUACUUUGAAGGACCUAUCUGAUAGGUAAGACUCAAACCACCGGAGUGCGGUUCCUGAGAUGCCCUUCGUCAGUAGGGUUAGUGAAAGAGCAUUAGCACUGUGGGGCACAACAGAUAUAGCCCACAGUAGCCACACCUCAAACCACUGGCUGUUUCAUGCUGCUUGCUUUAUCUGAAUCUAACAAUGCUAGAAAAAGUAUAAGGAGCUUAUAAUCUUAAAAUUAUUUGUUUUAAUUGUGAAAUGUAUCAUAUUUACCCCUAAACUGAACUACUAUAUGUUUAAACUGUUACUCAUGCAGGGGCGUAGUCAUAAUUUCACAAGUGAGGGGGACAGAAAUGUCAAACGUUAUAAUACUUAAUUUUUUGGGUCUAAUUAAAUGGUUUUAUUUCUUAUCCUCUUACUUUUAAUUGGCUAAGAAAUCAAAUACACUGCUGGAGGUAAAAUUUUUUAUUCUAUAAUAUUUAUUCAUGAUAUUUUCCUAAUGGCAAUUUUAAUUGUAACAAUUUUUUUUUUUCACAGGAUAAGGCAGAAAAUAUAUUUGAUAGUUUCUAUACUGUAAUCAUUGUCAAUCAGCACUACAAAAUUCGGAUACUUUAUUACCUGGAGAUGACUUGAGAAACAACCGACUUGAGUCGCAACCGUGUGUUUUUUGUUUUCACAUUUCAUCAGUAAAAAUGCCUUUGUCCAUUUUAGGGAUUUCCUGGCACGUCAUAAGUAAUUACUUCUAUGAGUCCGUUUUGGACCUCCAGCUUCAAAUAUGAAUGAAAUAUACAGUACACUGCAUGAGAGUGUUUAGCCAUCCAUAAUGUUCACAUCGCCUCAGUUUGUAUAAAGCUCCAAAAGAAAUAAGUUUUGGUGAUAGCGACAUGAAUAUGGAGGUUUGUUGGAAGCAAGUGAAGGGUUCUUCGGUUUUAUUGCAUUAAACUUCGAAAAAUACAAUAAUAAUAAUAAUAAUAAUAAUAAUAAUAAAAAACAUUUAUUUUUUUAUUGUAAUAUCCUAAAUCAGUAUUUCAAAAGUGUAACACAAAGCUUGUACUUCAUAGAUACACAUUUGGACAACCAGUGGCAGGUAAAGCAAGGGUGGAAGUAUGCCGGGAACUUUUGAGAUAUACUACUCAAACAGACUUGAUUUCACCAUGUUUGGUUGAAACUACUGAGAUGAGUGAGAUGGGCUGUGCCUCCUUUACUUUGGACACAUCAGUCUUUUUUUAACUCUACAAAUGAGAGAUUCCUAAAAAGACAUCUUACUGUAAAAAUGAAUGUAACAGAAGAAGGGACAGAAAACACCAUGGGGAAAUCUGAAACUAUAAUUCUAACAAAUGAAAGUCGUAAAGCUAAAUUUGAUGAGCUACCUGAAAUUUAUGAGCAUGGGUCAGUUAUACAGGGGAAAAUCAAACUUGCACAUUUAAAUGGAGCACCUCUUUAAAACAAAGAAGUUUAUCUUUUGGAAGGUCUUGUCCAGAGGAGUGAUCUUUCAUCAUGGAUCUGACAAGGUUGAUGUGAAGACUUCUAAUGGAGCAGCAAGUGGCACAGUGUCGUUCAAACUGUCUGUUGGUACAGAUCUGGCUCCUACAGUGCAGAUUCUGGCCUACUGUGUUCUACCCAGUGAAAGUGUUGUUGCUCGUAGCAGAGAUUUUACAACUGAGAAGUGUUUCAAAAACAAGGUUUCACUACAGUUUUCUCCUGCUAAAGCAGUUCCUGGUGAGAAAAACACUCUCCAGCUCUCAGCUCAGCCUGGUUCACUGGUUCUCAGUGCUGUAGAUCUGAGCAUCCUGACCAUGGAGUCAGGAAAACGUCUGGAUACUGAUAAGGUCUUUAACCUGCUGCCAUUACCGGCUGUUUCAGGUUAUCCUCAUAAUGCUGUGGAUACACCAGAGUGCCUGGAAGUUAGACCUUGUCGGGAUGUGUCACUAGACCAGGUUUAUGACAGCUUGAGGGUAACAAACUGCUCAUAAAAUUGUUAAAGUUACUAAUGAAGAGGAGAAAGUAUUAUAUAAUGAAAAUAAAGAUAAAAAAAGAUAGUAUUUUAGUACUACAUCAUACCCAAGGAAUAUAGAUUUUUAAUUUACUUUGUUUUUACUAUUCAAGCCUUAUAUUAAAUCUCAUGUAGUUUCUAAUUGCCGUUUGACAGAAUGUGGGAUUAAAAAUGGCAACAGAUUUGCCUGUGAGACAACCCCUUUGUCUGAGAUACUAUGGCGUAACUUAUCACAGAAGUUUUCAAUUGCUACAUUUACUUGAAAUUUGUAAUAUGAUGAAUGUUUUGUUGUUAAAUUUAGGUCUUAUUGCAGAAAUUGUUUAAGGAACCUAAAAUCAUGUGACUAUCACUUUGUCCUGCUGUUGUUGAAAUAACAGUUUUACUUAGUAUUAAAGGGAUAGUUCACCCAAAAAUGAAAAUUAUGUCAUUAAUGACUCACCCUCAUGU
Molecule: messenger RNA, 2471 nt
Organism: Cyprinus carpio (common carp)
Lineage: Eukaryota; Metazoa; Chordata; Actinopteri; Cypriniformes; Cyprinidae
Product: pregnancy zone protein-like
Exons: 7
Coding region: 1459-2004 (181 amino acids)
Source: RefSeq, a predicted model, not a curated record